UCCCAUUUCUCUUCUAUUCAGUUCAGGAAGCCUUCAGUUUUGUACUUUUGUUCUUUUUCGUCAUUCUUCGUCAACCGAAAGAAAUUCUCAGCCUCUUGCUCGUAGUUUUUCUGAGCUUUGUUUAUCAAAGAAUAAAAAAGGUAUAAUCUUUUAUCGGUGCUGGAGAAAGCGAGAUGUGCGGAGGUGCUAUUAUCUCCGACUUCAUUCAGACGCCGGAGGCCAGGUCUCGCCGGCUUACAGCCGAUAUCCUCUGGCCGGAUUUGAAGAAACCCAGUUCGGGGAAGCGAUUCUCGAAGCCCACUAGGUCUGGAUUCGGGGAUUCGGAUGGUGAUUUCGAAGCUGAUUUUAGAGAAUUCAAGGACGACUCUGAUAUCGAUGAGUUGGAUGUGGAUGAUGAUUUGCUGUUCGAUUUCAAGACCUUAGGUUUCUCCGCUGUCAAACCCCUCAAGCCUUCCGGAUCCCUCUCUCGUGGAUCCGGUCCCAUAAAAUCUGUGAAAUUCAAGGGAAAAGCUAACAAGUCUGAGAAAAGAAAGAGGAAGAAUCUGUAUAGGGGAAUCCGUCAGCGCCCAUGGGGAAAAUGGGCAGCUGAGAUCCGUGACCCAAGGAAAGGUGUCCGUGUCUGGCUUGGAACCUUCAACACUGCUGAAGAAGCAGCUAGAGCCUAUGAUGCUGAAGCACGUAGGAUUCGCGGUAAGAAAGCCAAGGUGAACUUUCCUGAUGAGGCUUUAGGCUCUCCCCCAAAACAAUAUGAUGUAAAACACUCUGUUCAGCCCAUUAUGAACCAGAAAUUCAAUGUUGGGAACAACGCAAAGGACUACAUCUGUCCCAUGGGUCUGAUGGACCAGAAACCACUGGUUAAUCAGUAUGCUAACAUGGGAGGCUUACCCAGCUGUGGAGAUGGGCUCACGUCUUUCACACCAUUGGAUGAUGUUAAUGUUCCUGUUUGUUUCAGUUCAGAUCAAGCAAGUAAUUCGUAUGAUUAUUCUGGUAUCGGGUGGGGUGAACAGGGCCUAAAGACACCUGACAUCUCGUCAAUGCUUUCUGCUUCUAUAGAAGAUGAAUUUCAAGCUGUUAGUGAUGCCAACCAGAAUAAUAACAUUCUUGACUGCCAGGGUGUGCUGUCUCUGGAAAAUGAUUCUGCAAAGACACUGUCUGAGGAACUUGCAGAUAUUGAAUCCCAGUUGCGGUUCUUUCAGACGCCUUACCCUGAAGGGACUUGGGAUGAUGCUUCAUUAGAAACCUUGCUUGGUGAAAACACAGCUCAGGAUGGUGAAAACGCAAUGGACUUUUGGAGCUUUGAUGCUGGGGGAAUUUUCUGAGCAACUUUCUCAUUAUCUUCUCAUUCUUGAGAAUAUAGUUACAAGAAUGGUGUUCAUCUUUGUUGGAGAUUGAGUCAAGACAAAGCGGACCCUCUGAAGCAUGCCUGGAUGGUUAUUCUCUGAACGCUGGUAAGAAAGUAAGCGCGGGACUAUGGAUAUGUAGGUGUACAUGUCAAACACCUUAACUCUUAGAGAUUUUGAGUUUGCCAUUCAUUCAUGAGGAUGAUUCUGUCAAGUGUGUGAUGCAGUAAAAUGUUAACUUGGUUGUUUUCGAUUAUGGCCAAUCAAGUGGAUGCAUCAAUUAACCCAUUUUUGAAUAAUUUAUCUGGUUUUGUUCA
Molecule: messenger RNA, 1657 nt
Organism: Prosopis cineraria
Lineage: Eukaryota; Viridiplantae; Streptophyta; Magnoliopsida; Fabales; Fabaceae
Product: ethylene-responsive transcription factor RAP2-12-like
Exons: 3
Coding region: 174-1319 (381 amino acids)
Biological process (GO): regulation of DNA-templated transcription; ethylene-activated signaling pathway
Molecular function (GO): DNA-binding transcription factor activity; DNA binding
Source: RefSeq, a predicted model, not a curated record